UCCUUGACUUCAGAGUGACCUUCAGAUUUCUAGAGUUUAGUAUCUUGAUUCAAGUGCUACAAAAAUUUAUUUCUUUUUCGUUUAAAAUCUGAGAACAGCAAAUGCCUACAGCUAAACAUUCAGAUGAGCCUAAGCCAGUAUUUUCUGCAAAUGAAACAUGACUACAGCUGGUACUUUCCAUAGCAGAUGCUGAUUUGUUUGAAGACUCAGACUGUGAGGUGCUGUAAUUAAGACCAGUGGAGGAUUUGGAGAUAGGAGUUUUUGAAGAUUCAUGCAGUGAGAGAAAAAACAGCCAAUGGCUUCAGAAUCCAUGGUCCCUGAGCAGGCAAAACAACAUCUGAUAAAGGGAAAAAGGCGGCAGCAGCAGCAGCAAACCAGGCCUUCCAACAGUGAUGGUGAAGAUGACGUCUUUGUAUUUGAGGCAAAUGAGGCUUGGAAGGAUUUUCACAGCUCUCUUCUUCACUUCUUUGAAGCUGGAGAGCUCUGCGAUGUUACACUGAAGGUUGGUUCAAAGCUUAUCUCCUGCCACAAGCUGGUUCUAGCUUGUGUCAUCCCUUACUUCAGAGCCAUGUUUCUUUCGGAAAUGGCUGAGGCCAAGCAGAAGUUGAUCGAGAUCAGGGACUUCGACGGCGACGCGAUAGAGGACCUGGUGAAGUUCGCGUACUCCUCGCGGCUCACGCUGACGGUGGACAACGUCCAGCCCCUCCUGUACGCUGCCUGCAUUCUGCAGGUGGAACUGGUGGCAAAGGCCUGCUGUGAAUACAUGAAGCUGCACUUCCACCCCUCCAACUGCCUGGCAGUCAGGGCGUUUGCCGAGAGCCACAACCGCAUUGACUUGAUGGACAUGGCCGAUCAGUUCGCUUGCGAGCAUUUCGCAGAGGUCAUGGAGUGCGAGGACUUCGUGAGCGUGUCACCGCAGCACCUCCAUAAACUCCUGUCCUCCAGUGACCUGAAUAUUGAAAAUGAAAAGCAAGUUUACAACGCUGCUAUCAAGUGGCUGACGGCCAACCCACAGCAUCAUGCCAUGUGGCUGGAUGAAAUACUUGCACAGGUACGGCUGCCUCUCUUGCCCAUUUGUUUCCUUAUGGGCGUUGUGGCAAAGGAAGAGAUUGUCAAGCAGAAUCUAAAAUGUAGGGAUUUGCUGGAUGAAGCGAGAAACUACCACCUUCACCUGAGCAGCAGGGCAGUGCCUGACUUUGAGUACUCCAUUCGCACAACACCAAGGAAGCAGACUGCUGGUGUGCUGUUCUGUGUCGGGGGCAGAGGUGGAUCAGGUGACCCAUUUCGCAGCAUUGAGUGUUACUCUAUCAGUAAGAACAAUUGGUUCUUCGGCCCUGAAAUGAACAGCAGGAGGAGGCACGUGGGUGUGAUCUCUGUGGGAGGUAAAGUCUACGCGGUAGGUGGACAUGAUGGAAAUGAACACUUAGGAAGCAUGGAAGUAUUUGAUCCUCUCACAAACAAGUGGAUGAUGAAGGCAUCAAUGAACACAAAGAGGAGAGGAAUUGCUCUGGCCUCCCUUGGCGGCCCCAUUUACGCGAUAGGAGGUCUGGAUGACAACACCUGCUUCAGCGACGUGGAGAGGUACGACAUCGACUCCGAUCGGUGGAGCACAGUCGCCCCCAUGAACACUCCCCGGGGAGGAGUUGGCUCCGUGGCCCUAGUGAACCACGUUUAUGCCGUGGGGGGCAAUGACGGUGUAGCAUCUCUUUCCAGUGUGGAGAAAUACGAUCCCCAUUUGGAUAAAUGGAUAGAAGUGAAAGAAAUGGGUCAGCGAAGAGCUGGGAAUGGUGUCAGCGAACUCCAUGGCUGCUUGUAUGUUGUCGGUGGCUUUGAUGACAACUCCCCACUGAGCUCGGUGGAGCGGUUUGACCCACGCAGUAACAAAUGGGAAUACGUGGCAGAGCUCACAACUCCGAGGGGUGGUGUUGGCAUCGCGACACUGAUGGGAAAGAUUUUUGCAGUUGGAGGUCAUAAUGGCAACGUGUACCUGAAUACAGUGGAAGCAUUUGAUCCCAUAGUGAAUAGGUGGGAGCUCGUGGGCUCGGUGUCACACUGCCGGGCAGGGGCAGGUGUGGCCGUGUGCUCCUGUCUCAGCAGCCAGAUCCGGGACGUGGGCCAAGGAUCCAGCAACGUGGUUGACUGCAUGUGAGCUCUGCCACCUCCUCCAAAUUCCAAAGGAAUGGUAAUCAGGAGGCACUGCAGAGCUUUUAAACACUGUGUUUUGUAUGGUAGGUUAAGAAAUCAAUCCAGUACAUUUUCUUUGUGAAAAUGGUACCUUCUGCAGCUGUAAAGCUUUUGGUGACUUUUUAUCAAUAGUGAUACAGAAAAGCCUGUGAUAACAUGGAAUAAAAGUGUGACUCACAGGAAAAAAACCUGCCAAGAGCUGCAAUCAUCCCAUUUCUGAGAAGCUGUAAUUUCAGAAUCAUUUGAGGCAGCUGUUGCAGGGACUCAUUAUUACAGGAACUGUAAACCAGGCAUGGGGAGAAGAGAGGGCAGAAAUUGUUACUGCUGAACUUCACCCAACAGCCCUGCUACAUGUUUCCUGGAGGACUCGAGUGCCAUUUAAUAUAACUUAUUUUCUGGAAUGGAGUCUUAAACAUUUCCUAAUUGUACAAGAGCUUUGUAACACAAGGCAUCUCAAGUUUUAGAGGGUGACGACAUCCCUGGUGCACAAUAAAAUAACUGAUGCAGAGAAGUUCACUGCCCACCUCCCAAGGGACUGCUGGCAGCAGUGGAACUCAGUUUGAAAACUGUCUUUCGAAGUACUUUCUUGAGGUAAUACAUGUUAGAAAACUGAAAAGAUUCCUGAUCUGAGUUUAGCCACUG
This is a messenger RNA of Empidonax traillii (willow flycatcher), 2826 nucleotides long. It is a transcript of the gene KLHL8, whose product is annotated as kelch like family member 8. Gene Ontology annotation, molecular function: protein binding. The transcript is spliced from 10 exons. The record is from RefSeq and is a predicted model, not a curated record. Lineage: Eukaryota; Metazoa; Chordata; Aves; Passeriformes; Tyrannidae. The coding region runs from base 296 to 2149 and encodes 617 amino acids.